Messenger RNA from Oryzias latipes (Japanese medaka), 2587 nucleotides. RefSeq names its product poly (ADP-ribose) glycohydrolase, like (gene pargl). NCBI's taxonomy places the organism in Eukaryota, Metazoa, Chordata, Actinopteri, Beloniformes, Adrianichthyidae. Gene Ontology annotation, molecular function: poly(ADP-ribose) glycohydrolase activity. Gene Ontology annotation, cellular component: nucleus; cytoplasm. Gene Ontology annotation, biological process: nucleotide-sugar metabolic process; regulation of DNA repair; ATP generation from poly-ADP-D-ribose. The record is from RefSeq and is a predicted model, not a curated record.
GGAGCUCAGCAGAACGACGCUCACAGGCUGUGCGCGCUCCCGCGGACGCCCCAUUCCUCUCCGACGACAGAAUUUGACGCAGUUUCACAAAAACAUGAAGGCUCAACGAUCCAGGACCUGAUGGACUCUGAGCUGAAGAUCGGGGCAUUUCCUGACAGCGUCCCACGGCUAAGCGGAAGUGCGCAGGCGCAGCAGACUGAAAGAGAAAGUGAAGUUUUCGUCACGGACCUCCGUGUACAUCCAUUAAAACAGCCCCACGAACACGCGGGAUUUAAGCUCAGUCCCGCCGGUCUGUGAUGGAAGAGAUGCGGAAAGGAAACCGUCGAAAUGACAGCCACAACGUGUCUCUCGCCCUCCAACACGACCCCCCUGAAAGCAACAAUGUGAAACCCAAGCCAGGUGACCACAGAGGGUCAGACUCCGCCCACAAGGACAAGAAACAAAACGUCCUGGAGCUGGCCGGGUUUGGCGGGGAUGAGGGCCGGACAAACUCCGGCGAGCACGCCGGCGGACAGAUGGAUGACAGAUGGAGGAUGGAAGAGGAGGAGCGUCCUUCAUCGUGCUGUAAGCUGGACGACCUGAAGAGACUCUCAGAUUGCGAGGAGAACCUGGGUCUGAUCCGAUUUGAUGGGACGCACGCCGUCCUGGUGGAUGUGGAGCAGUUAUAUAACUGUCAGCGCAUAGUUCCUGCGAAAGGAAAGGUGGCUUGGGACGAUAACCACGUGAAGAUGCCACACGCUACGAGGAAUCAAAUGGGGCCAAACAAGGGUCCUCCCAAAUGGAAGCAGAUCUCUGAGUGCCUGUUUGCUCUCGCCAGUCGGACAGAGGCGAGCGCCAAAGACGUGGAGAAAGCCAUCCUCCACUUCAACCCCAAGUACCGGAGUGUGUGGACGUUUGAUGCGCUCCUCUCCUUUGUUAAGUCGACACCUUCCUCAGAAAACGACCUUAACAAACUGUUUGCCAAGAUCGCCGCUUUGGCCUUGAAGCUACCGGAAGAAGUUCAGAAGGCCAUCCCACUGCUGCAGCGAGGACGCUCUGCAUCCAUUACCCUGUCUCAUGUUCAGAUCUCCUGCCUGCUGGCCAACGCUUUUUUCUGUACCUUUCCUCACCGCAACGCCUCCAAACCCUCCGCAGAGUACCACAGCUACCCCUCCAUCAACUUCUCCAGUUUGUUCGGAAAGCCGUCACAUCGCAAAAUCCAGAAGCUGAAGGCCAUCAUGCAUUACUUUAGGGUGGUGACGGAUGAGGGGGCAGACAAAGCAGGAACCAACGGCCUGGUGACGUUUGAGAGACGAUGCCUCAGAGACGAAGAUAAGCCCUGCUGGGAAAGCUGCAGGGAGCCGCUGAGAAAACUCCACGUCACGUCCGAGGGCAACAUCGAGGACCAAGGGGCCGACCUCCUCCAGGUGGACUUUGCCGCUAAGGUGGUCGGUGGGGGGGUUCUGGACUCAGGUCUGGUCCAGGAGGAGAUCCUGUUUCUUUUACAUCCUGAGCUAAUCGUUUCGCGGCUUUUCACGCAGGAGCUCGCAGACAACGAGUGUCUGAUCGUCAAAGGUAUGCAGCGGUUCAGCUUGUACGAGGGUUACAGUGACGCCUUCCAGUGGGCGGGGCCUUAUGACAGCAGGGUGGAACGGGAUGAGUGGAGACGGCUGAAGAGGCGGAUCGUCGCCAUCGACGCGCUGCACUUCAGAGACCCCAAGCAGCAGUUCCACAUGAACGCCAUCGAGCGGGAACUGAACAAGGCGUACUGCGGGUUCAAAUGCUCCGGUAAGCACCAGGAGCCCGACAUCGCUACGGGGAAAUGGGGCUGCGGAGCUUUCAAUGGGGACCCACAACUCAAAGCUGUGAUCCAGCUGAUGGCGGCGGCGAAGGCCGGCAGAGGUUUGGCUUUCUUCACCUUCAAAGACCAAAAGCUGGAAAGUGAGCUGCGGGACGUCUACCACCUGCUGGUCUCUAAGGGGUGCACAGUUGGUGGCCUGUACAAACUUCUGCAGAGCUACUGUGCAGAGGUGAGACGACACAAACAUGAAGAUCUGUUUGACUUCAUCAGGAAAUCCGGGAGCAAACUGUGACGACGGCUGCGCUCACUCAUGAAGGAACGCCGUCACGUCAAAGAAGGAAGCUCUGAGCUAAACUUUACGCUCUUUGUUCUGUCUUUUAAUUCUCACGCGUUAAGAAGAUCCUCUUUGAGGAUCCAGGAGCAGAUGGAGCUGCUGUUCUGAUCUGUUAUGAAACACGGACGUUUCUGAUUAGAGAAUCUGCAGAAGAAACAGGGAAAAUUCUGGGAAACAUCUGUGAUUGAUUGAUUUGGUCUGAAUGUGACCGGAAAGUUCAUCGUAAUAAACAAACAUCUCUGAUGUUCUGAAGUCUUCAAAGAAACAUUGCACUAAAUCCAUGAAUUUUAAUGAAGGUUUUUCCACAUUUGAACUGGUCUGAUCAGCUGCUUUUCCUGAUUCUUUAUUAGCUACAAAGAAUAAAACAGAACUAAAUAAAUACAUCGUUUCCUGAAAGGCUCUUUUCUGUUCAAAUUCAGAUCCUAGGAAGAUGAAGGAAUGUUCAAAAUACAUUUUCUUAAAAAAAAAAAAAA